AUGAUUCCAGCAUCCAAAACAGAGCAGACCACUCGAGAGGCUCUGCGCAUCGGAUAUCGCCAUGUCGACUCCGCAAUUAUGUAUCGCAACGAAAAGCCUUGCGGGCGUGCAAUAGCUGCCUCCGGGAUCGACAGAUCCGAGAUCUUCUUCACUACUAAGAUUCCCCCGGGGUCAAUGGGGUACAAUGCUACCAAGCGGGCGAUCGAGUCGAGCCUGAAAACCGCGGAGCAGGAUUACUUCGACCUAGUUCUCCUCCACGCUCCCUACGGCGGAAAAGAAGCCCGACUCGGCUCGUGGAAAGCCCUCGUUGAAGCCCAGAGAGCUGGAAAGACCAAAUCCAUCGGCGUCUCGAACUACGGCAUCCAUCACCUUGACGAACUAGAGGCGUACAUCCAGUCCAGCGGCGACGGGAGCAAGAUCGAUGUCGGGCAGUACGAGAUACACCCGUGGUGUGACCGGUCGGGGAUCAUCGAGUGGCUCCAGAAGCGGGAUAUCAUUGUCGAGGCGUAUUCGCCUUUGGCGCAUGGUGAGAGGAUGAAGGAGCCGCUGUUGGCAAAUCUGGGGAAGAAGUAUGGCAAGUCGCCGGCACAGAUUAUGAUUCGGUGGGGGUUGCAGAAGGGCCUUGUACCACUUCCCAAAUCCGUCACGCCCAAUCGCAUCCAGGAGAACGCGGAGGUGUUUGAUUUCGAACUGUCGGAUGAGGAUAUGAAGACUCUGCACACGGGAGAGUAUUCACCGACGGACUGGGAUCCUACUCUUGACUAUGAUUAG
Messenger RNA from Aspergillus puulaauensis, 771 nucleotides. RefSeq names its product aldo/keto reductase family protein. Bases 1 to 771 code for a protein of 256 amino acids. The transcript is spliced from 5 exons. The record is from RefSeq and is a predicted model, not a curated record. NCBI's taxonomy places the organism in Eukaryota, Fungi, Ascomycota, Eurotiomycetes, Eurotiales, Aspergillaceae. Gene Ontology annotation, molecular function: oxidoreductase activity.